Culex pipiens pallens (northern house mosquito) is the source of this 524-nucleotide messenger RNA. RefSeq names its product mitochondrial import inner membrane translocase subunit Tim9 (gene Tim9a). Bases 122 to 403 code for a protein of 93 amino acids. The record is from RefSeq and is a predicted model, not a curated record. The transcript is spliced from 2 exons. NCBI's taxonomy places the organism in Eukaryota, Metazoa, Arthropoda, Insecta, Diptera, Culicidae.
UGACGUAAUUCUGGAAUCAAAACAUAAAAAAAAAUCUCGGUGCCGUUCCUCAAACUGUGGCAACAUUUUCGCUUGAAUUUAAAUUAAAAACCAGCCCAACCUAAACACUGCCCGCCCCACAAUGGCCAUGUCCCAGAUGACGAUCGACCAGCUGGACAAGGACCAGAUCAAAUCGUUCUCGGACUUUCUGCUGUCGUACAACAAGCUGUCCGAGCUGUGCUUCCUGGACUGCGUCAACGAGUUCACCGGGCGGACCGUGUCGGACAAGGAGAGCAGCUGCUCGCUCAACUGCAUGGAGAAGUUCCUCAAGAUGAACCAGCGCGUGUCCCAGCGCUUCCAGGAGUUCCAGAUGAUAUCGAACGAGAAUGCGCUGGCGGCCGCCCAGAAGCUCGGCGGGAAGUGAUUGGGUUCCACGAAUGGAAUGCGCGGAAAAAACGGUGUGUUUUGUUUGCUUUAAUGUUUAAAGUGAUUUAUUUUUGCGGUUAAUAAACUCGGAUCUAUUCAUGCUGGUUGGAUAAGAUGUA